GCACUUUAAAUAGCUGCAAAUGUUUAUUUCAAAUGUAUGCGAGUAGUUUGUGAGACCCCUAUUUGAGAUGCACAAAUAGUUUAGGUUUUCUGAGUAAUGUAAACCACUAGUAUAAGCAAAUAACACUCACUAUUCUUUAAAAAAAAAGACUACGGUCCACUGCUUGAAACUAAAAUGGAAUUGAAAUUGGAUGAAUAUCCCUAGCACGCACAGGUGUAGAACUCUUUCGCUGGCAUUAACUAAACAAUUCUAAAAUGAGCAAGAGACCAGUAGAUCUUUAUUCACGAAUACGGAACAAAUGUUUGUGCCAAGAAGUCGAAGGAAGAUUCAGGAAGUAGCCAGACACCUGCCCGCACAGGCCAAGCUAGGCUGGUCAAUAGGAGGAUGGCCAAUGAGAACCUCCAGGCAGCUGUAUUGCCAUGGCAAUGCCCUACAUUCCACACCAGGACCUACCCAGUGUGUGGCCCACUGUGUGUUUGCUUCUGUGUAUGACUGAGGGGUAUUCACUCACAUGAUUAAUAUUCACAGAGUAUGAAUAGAAUUAUGACUGUUUUAUGAAUCUAAACAUAAAUGCAUGGUGAAUUUUAUGCUGUGCGUUUAUAUCAUUUUACUUUAAGAAAGCUAGUAACUAUCAUGUAUCAAUUGUGUAGAAUAAUAUGCAAAUCAUGUAUGCUGCAAAAUAUGUAUAAACAUUUGUUAAGCUCUGGAUGGAUUUCCAAAUGUCAAAUUGUAACAUGUUAUUAGAAUCAUUGCAUGUUCGUUUUAAUAUUAUAAUUAUCUGCAUUAAGUCCUUGAAUCGAUGUUUUCCACAAUUGCUUUAGACCCUUUCAGUACUAUGAAUCGAUGGCUGAUAACGCAAAAAAAAAAACAGAGCAACGUGUUAGCUAGCAAGAUGGAGCGAUCUGUUGGAUCACUACAGGAGCAAGCACUCAAAAGGAAAGAGCGGCUGAAAGCGCUGAGAGGUCGACAACUUCAGGGAAGAGACCAAGAGCAAGAGGAUGGAGAGCCAGAGAGGAAAAGAGCCCUGGAGGAGGAGGCUGAGGCUGAGGCUGAGGAGCGACACAGAGAGCUGAAGCUGAGGAACUACACCCCUGCUGACGAGGAGUUGAAGGAGAGACAGGUGCCCAAAGCCAAGCCUGCAUCAGUGGAGGAUAAAGUCAAGGAUCAGCUAGAAGCCGCCAACCCCGAGCCUGUCAUUGAAGAAGUGGACUUGGCCAACCUCGCACCAAGGAAACCUGACUGGGAUUUAAAGAGAGAUGUCGCAAAGAAGCUGGAGAAGCUUGAGAAGAGAACACAGAAGGCCAUCGCUGAACUUAUCCGUGACCGUCUGCGAGGCAAUGAGGAGGAGCUUGCUGCAGUCGUGGGAGCCGUAGAUGUGACGGAGGGAGACUCUGACUGAGCCCAGGAGGAGAGAGGAGGAGCUCAGCUCCACGCUGACCUCCUGCAGCUUGCUCCACCCAAAGGGGCCAAACAACAUAAAACAACUUCAGUUUUAUGGGUAGAGACUUUGGGGCACAGUAGCUACAGUAUGAAAGCUACUGACGCAGAGUUCAAUUCAAUGUUUUCAAUUGAGGGUCAUCUUUUCUUGGCAACAGCUAUUUGAGAGCCAGACCUGUAUCAAUGUCAUGUGACAUGUGUAAGGGCUAUUUAUGUACAAUCGAUGAUGCAUUGCAUAAGCAGGUGUGAAAUGUAUGUCUUUAUGGUCAUAAUGUUUUAUGAAAUUAUCCAGUAAAUUCUUUUCUUUUUUUGAGGA
Molecule: messenger RNA, 1753 nt
Organism: Hypomesus transpacificus
Lineage: Eukaryota; Metazoa; Chordata; Actinopteri; Osmeriformes; Osmeridae
Gene: ccdc12
Product: coiled-coil domain containing 12
Exons: 8
Coding region: 800-1399 (199 amino acids)
Cellular component (GO): post-mRNA release spliceosomal complex; U2-type spliceosomal complex
Source: RefSeq, a predicted model, not a curated record